GAUGUCCCAUGUUCGCAAUAAUGUCAGCUUAAUGAACUUUCAUCUGCUGUGCCUCGAACAGAUCUACGGAGUAAACGUCGUAUUUCGGAUAUCAGGAAUGAGUUCUCAUUCAGCUGCUUUCGGAUUUAGGAACAAUUCAAAGGAGGUAAUAUUCGUCAGCAGAAUGAGCUUCCGCCAGGACUCAAUCAAUUAGUAUAAAAACGACGAUUUCCUCCUUUCUGAUGAUGGCACAGCACAGCCAUCAUGUCUAGGCACUUCCUUCUCCUCUCGAGCUUCUUGUUUACUCUUGCCUCCGCUCUGUAUACUCCAGCUGUUCAUUCACGGGACAUUACUUACUCCACGGCUCCUAUACCGCCAAGUAAAGACCCAUGGUACACCGCCCCACCAAAUUUCGAAGACGCUGCACCAGGAACCAUCCUUAGACUUCGAGUCGCUCCUGGAAACAUUCCUUCCGUGAUCGCCAACUGCUCCCAAGCUUACCACCUUUUGUAUCGAACCACCAAUGCCCUGUAUCAACCAUCGUGGGCAAUGACAACACUUUACGUUCCCCUCUCAGCUUCCAAUUCAUCUUCCACAGCCAGUGCUCUCCUUUCGUACCAGAUCCCAUACAACUCAGCAGACGUCGACGCCAGCCCCAGCUAUGCAUUCUCGGCAGGAUCUCAAACUGGAGAUCUUCCUAACGCACUUGGUCGAGGCUGGUACGUCAACUUCCCAGAUUUUGAAGGACCACUCGCUGCAUUCGGUGCUGGCAUUCAAGAAGGCCACGCUGUCCUCGAUUCAGUUCGAGCUGUCCUCUCAUCGGGAUUCGGAUUGAGCCCUGACACGAGAUAUGCUAUGUGGGGAUACUCAGGAGGUUCCGUGGCUAGCACAUGGGCUGCUGAGCUCCAGGGCCAGUAUGCUCCCGAACUUAACUUCAGCGGAAUGGCCAUUGGUGGAAUCGUACCGAAUUUCACAACCACCCUUGGUCUCCUUUCUGGGACUGUCUACGCUGGCCUCCUUCCUUCUGCUUUACUUGGGAUUACUGCUGAAUUUCCAGAGUCGAGGGAGUAUCUCCUGUCCAAGCUCAAGACUAAUGGUGCUUACAAUGCCACGGGAUUUUUGGAAUCUCUUGAACUCAGUUUUGAGGAAGGAUUUAUCUUUUAUCAGUACCAGGACAUUUUCAAUUACUUUGUUGACGGACCAGCUACUGUGCAAUCCCCAUUGAUCCAAGAUCUGUUAAACAUUCAAGCCCAGCAAGGCUACCACGGUAUACCCCAGAUGCCAGUUUAUGUCUACAAAGCAAUCCAUGAUGAGCUCAGCCCUGUCAGUGUGGCUGAUGCACUGGUCGAGAGAUAUUGUGGGGUGGGGGUCAACAUUCUGUACGAACGAAAUACCGUUGGAUCUCAUCUCGAUGAGGAUUACAACGGUGAUGCCAGGGCUUUUGCAUGGUUAGCAAGUGUAUUGGACGGCACUUACGCUCAGCAGUACUCGGUUCGGGGCUGUACUAUUGAGAAUGUCACAGUAGGUGUUUGGAAUGCAACAGCCAUCUGAAUGUCCCGGAAAGUUCCGUACUUCCAGAAGUUGAAGUGCUGCUGUGAAUUGCAAAUGACCUGGUAGUGGAUAGUUGCAUGUACCUACUGGGGAUUAUAUGAAGUUGUAGCUUCAGGUGGAGAGGAUUGACGAU
Mollisia scopiformis is the source of this 1663-nucleotide messenger RNA. Its product is annotated as lipase. The transcript is spliced from 2 exons. Gene Ontology annotation, biological process: lipid catabolic process. The record is from RefSeq and is a predicted model, not a curated record. NCBI's taxonomy places the organism in Eukaryota, Fungi, Ascomycota, Leotiomycetes, Helotiales, Mollisiaceae. The coding region runs from base 244 to 1530 and encodes 428 amino acids. Gene Ontology annotation, molecular function: triacylglycerol lipase activity.